Molecule: messenger RNA, 1560 nt
Organism: Mytilinidion resinicola
Lineage: Eukaryota; Fungi; Ascomycota; Dothideomycetes; Mytilinidiales; Mytilinidiaceae
Exons: 2
Coding region: 46-1269 (407 amino acids)
Source: RefSeq, a predicted model, not a curated record
UGCCCAUGGGAAAAGAAGGUGGAUAACGUCCCCAACGGCCUGACCAUGCGACUAAACAAACUUCUAAUCUGCGCGUGGUGCAAGGAGACUGGUACAACCCAUAAUGCAAGCAAUUGCCCAAUCAAGAAGAAAUUUGAGGACGGCGCCAAGGAAAAAAUAUAUGCCACCUAUGACAAGUUCGCUUUCUGUGCUCACUGCGGUUCCAACCAACAUCUGACCAAAGGCUGCCCUACAACUCAACGCAGACAUAAGGAGCUUAAAUGGGAAAACGGGAUUUUACAGUGGGAGGCAAAAUGGGAGGCGAAGAACAUACUCAAAGAACCAAAUCUCAGACGCCCCGAAAUUGACGAGUACAUGUGGUGCCACUUCUAUAGCGACGGUAAAACGGCAUUCAUUGAUAACAUACCGGUUUCUUUGAGAGGUGAAUUCUUGAAGGAACCAGUCCAAACGAUGAGUUUCGGACCGCGCGGCAUAGAAAAAAACACCAAUUCCACUGCCUUGACUGGCAACCAGCAGACCUUCGGCAACCAGCAAAUCUUCGGCAACCAGAUCAUCGGCAACCAACACAUCAAGAUUGACGGAGAUAAGUUGACAGUUCCUUGUCAACAGUGCGGGAAAGCGGAACUCGAAUUCGACACUCGUUUCGUGUUGGAGCAGCGUCAAUGCCGCAAUUGCAACACCGUGAUUAACCACCCCAAGAACCCGAACGCUAGACAGUUGCAAAACUCAGGUGAUCCCUGGGGCUGGUUGAAAAAGGAUUCGGAUACUCAACCUGGCACCUACAAAUUCGAAUUCACUGUCGGUAACGAAAUUGCUAAGAAAGAGGACGACAGGAUGCGCCGCCCCUCCGACCAAUUAGAGGUUCAUCCCCAUGAACUAUGGCCAGUGGAACAACCACAAUACGUAGACUCUAACGUUGGCUUGCUGGAGAGGUUCAAUCAGCCAGGAAACGACCAGACUUACUUUCCUUCCCGCAAGCACCGGGUCGGACCUACCGAUUGGUGGGUUGCAAGUAAUGCCGGUGCGGCGAUCAAUAUAUACGCAAGGGAUGGGAAGGUUAUUGGAUGCCGGACAUGUGGCUGCAAAAUGACCAUGAUGGAUGGCGAUUAUGAUAACGACGUUGUCAUGACCUCUACAGGACUUGCGAAUGUGUUUGGAUGCGCCUGGGGCUAUAUGAAGUGGAACAGCAUUGCAGGGAAUGACUGCGGCUGCGUUGGAAUUGCGGGGCACAAAAAAGAGUGGCUCAUGAUACCUGUUGAUGACCUGUAGGGUAAGGUAAGUAUGGUGGAUGCUGUAAGUGACUGGCUUUAGUGUUUAUCAGUAGUAGCGUUGCAGCGUCCUUGAGCAUUAAUUCGGUUUUCACUUUUUCUCGAUAUUGCAUAAUCUCAGCUGAAAUCCACAUCGAAGAUUAGUAACUAGCCAAUCUCAAUUCCUCAAUCUCAAUUCCCCUUAAACAUUGCACGCCAGGUUCCCCUUUUUUUCAGGUACAAAUCCAUUCCCAACCUUCCGCAACCUCCCAAAACCACCCUCACUCCACCACCCUCCCAAACCCAAACCCUC